AAAAACAUGGACGAGGCUAAGGGAGAUAAAAGUAUGCGCUUUCUAUCGCUGAACAUCAAAGACUGUCUCGGCUGCAGCGAUGUGAGCGUGUCGUUCCCCCCAUCGAACAGUGUGCACGUGCUGCUGUACAAGCUGAUGGGGCAGGAGCAGGAGCAGGCCCGCGGCAAUAUGGCCGUGACGCCAGUGGCACAGGCCAUACAGCUGCUGUGCACUCGGACCUUUCCGGACGCCGAGAGCUUGGAGCGGCUGCCGCUGCUGGAGGUGGGACGCGGCAGCGUUUCCCUGCGCUUCCAGGUGUUGCAGCCCGAACCCUCGCAAGAGGACAGCGACAGCGACUUGGACCUGGAGCCGUCCACAUCGGCGCAGGCAGAAGUGCGUCUCGAGGAGCGGAAGAAACGCCGCGAGGCUGCACGUAAUCGCAAGAAAAUCUUCGUAGUCAAAAAGGAGGUGAUGGUCGAGCGGCGAUUCGACGAUCCCCAGAGUCUGGACUGGGUCACCUAUACGGAGAACGGUGGCGAGAUCCUUAAAUGGCAGCUGGACGAGUUCCACGCUCAGUUCUUCGAGGAUCCCCAGUACUCGUCCAUCCAUCUGUGGGAUCUGCAGCACAAGUGCGCCGGCAAUUGGCUGCAGAUCAUCCGGGCGGACAGCAAUGGCUACAAAAACUUUCAGACCCCGGGCAAUCCGUUUGAGAUCUUUGCCAAGCUCUUCGUUCGCAAGAAGCUGGAUGAGGAGGAUUUGGUGUGCAAAUUGGCCGAAUCCUGUAUUACCGUCAACGAGGCCGUACUCCGCUCGGAGCGUCAGUUCGUGAUGCAGGUGUUCAACCAUGUGCGCCGCAUAUUCGAGUACAUCACCAUGAAGCAGUACACGGUGUGGUUCCUGGUGCCCGGCGCCCAGGGCCCUCAAAGUCUGACCGAAGAGGAUCUCGACUUCGAUUUGCGUAAUGUGCGCACUUCCAUCCGUAUUGCUGGCGACAACAGGAACAUCUUCUGGUGCCAGUCCGAUCACAAUGUCCACAACUUGCUGAUGGUCUCCUUCCAGCUGGCCCUGAGCAGCAUUGCCAAGCAAUCGGUGCUGAUUAUCAGCCAUUUGGAUAAGAUAGCUGAUUUCGUGACCUGGCAGUUUAUCACGGCCUCCUACAUGAACGACAUCUAUGCCCGUGGAUCCACAGAUUCGAAAUGGGUCUGCAUGCGCUACUUGCAACGCAUCGUCGAAAUGGCCCAGGCCAACUGCAUCAUUGUCCUCAUCGAGUAUCCCAGCUUCCUGAGCGUUCUCUCCGACGAGCGGCAUGUGAUCAAGUGUGAGAAGCAGCCAGACAAGGAAUCCUGGGACGUUAAAGUUGGGUCCGCCGAAUCGUCCGAGUCCCGCUUGGAAAUCUUUAAGACUGCCAUCAAUUUGGAGCUAGGCAGUGUCGCGCCCGCCACCCCUCAAGAAUAAGGCAUCUAUCAAGCGCACAUCCAAUUUUAGUUUUACAAAUAUUUCCUUUGCUCCUCCAUUGUUCCAUUGCUCGUUUUGUAAUUACGCAGCCGCCGCCGCCGCUGCCGCUCACGGAACAACAACAAGAGCUCCAUUCUUCAGCUCCAUUUCAAUUAGGGUUUUGCUGGCUGUCAGUUUGAAUGCCACACAGCCAGCAAGCCAUCACCAUCACCAUUCUCAUCCUCAUCCAUAUCCCUGCCACCACAACAGCAGCAGCAACUGCAACUACAACUACAAUGGCUGUCAGUCAAAGGCACGCGUCAUUUGCUGGCGAAAUGCAUUUUACGUAAACCUAAAAGCAUUUUAAGCCAAACCCCAACGCCCACCGCUAUCGACCCAGUUAGAAGACAGGGACCACGGCCUGGAGAUGCAUUUGGAAGGAGCGACUGUCUGUCUAUCUGUCUGGCUGACUUGACUGAUUGGCGGUUGUUGGGGUAACUUUUCAACGCAAGAACAUAUCCGAAUGUGCUACAGAAGAUAUUUUCAUAAAAUAGUUAACAUUGUUAGUGCCUUUUAGGCGAAGCCGAAGGAAACAGAACACUUUUUUUUUUGUAGAAUCAAAGAUAUUCAAGAUUUGGCAUUCAAUAAGUGCCUUGGUGGGGCCAAAUCUUACAUAUAUAACAUAUUCUAUUCAUUCAAAAAUAAUAUCAGAGAACAACAAGGGAUAGAUCCCAUUUAUUU
This is a messenger RNA of Drosophila persimilis, 2154 nucleotides long. RefSeq names its product protein ORD. Lineage: Eukaryota; Metazoa; Arthropoda; Insecta; Diptera; Drosophilidae. The coding region runs from base 7 to 1434 and encodes 475 amino acids. The transcript is spliced from 6 exons. The record is from RefSeq and is a predicted model, not a curated record.